Molecule: messenger RNA, 3045 nt
Organism: Magallana angulata
Lineage: Eukaryota; Metazoa; Mollusca; Bivalvia; Ostreida; Ostreidae
Product: nose resistant to fluoxetine protein 6-like
Exons: 15
Coding region: 212-2899 (895 amino acids)
Molecular function (GO): acyltransferase activity, transferring groups other than amino-acyl groups
Source: RefSeq, a predicted model, not a curated record
AAGAAUAUGCUACAUGUAACAUCGGAAAAUUGGUACCGUACAUUUAAUUUCUAAAAAUGAUCCACAUUGAUUUAUUCACUUGAUGGUAUUAGUAAACACAACAGAGGUAUUUUAGGUGAUUCACUACUUACCUACAAGGUACAGAUAACAUCAGUGAUUUCAUUCUGUGCUGGAUAUUCAACCAGUAGGUUUCAAAAGCACAUUGGCAAGCAUGGCGAGGGAGAUGUGUUUGGGACCAGGGAUUCAUAUUCUUUGUCUGAUUCUUCUUUUGGAAACGUGUGUAGGCCCUGUAACUGCAGAGUUUUCUUAUGUCGAUCUUGUCAUGAACUCUGCGGGCACAAUUCAAAAGAAUCUUCAACUCCAAAAGAAGCUAGCUCCACUGCUGCAUUCAGAGGAAUUCAGGAAUUGGACACAGCAAUUGAACAGCAGACAUACAUUGCUGCGAAUGGCAGCACUCUCUGCUGAAGAUAAUUUUACUUCUUACAACAGAACUGAGUUUAAAGAAACUUCUUCCGAAAAAGAUCUUAGUUUAUUAGACUUGAUUGGCCGUCUCAUUGGUAAUUCCACUUUGUUGAAUAGCGGCCUGCCCCCUUCUCUAUCCAGCCAAUCCAUGGGGAGUGCUAUUGGUCAGCUCUUGUCCAGCUUUCAAUCAACCACCACAGUCAACAGAAACAACACAGACGAAGGAAGUCCGUCUUCAGCAAAUGAUUUGAUACAAUCACCAAGAUACAACGGAGGCCUUCCAGAAUCUAUAACAAAUAUUCUCAGUAGUGUAUUACAAGAAAAUAAUAUGUCUCCAUCUGAGGCUAUUUUCGAACAAAUCAAAGGCGCAAUUGAGAAUUCUAAUGCUUCAGAGAGUUGCAAAGAAGAUGCAUUUAGAGUUUUUGAUGGUCUACAAACUCAACAGCCAUGGGCUUUAAGAAUGUUUGAUGCCUCAGCAAAGAUUCCAACAGAUUUGUUGAAUUUGAACAUCUUCUGGACAGGAUCCUAUGAUGAGUGUUACAGUGACAGUUCAGUGGUUGCAGCCCUCCUCCAUCCAAAGACCCGUCUCCCCUCUGUGAAACCACGCUUUUGCACUGUUCUUGUCAAUUUGCCUUUUGCAUUUGGAGCAGGUGGUGGGGGGGCUUUUGAUGCCAGUAAGUUGAAAAUAGAUACUUGUUUACCGAAGUCCUGUAGCAGUCAAGACACAAAAGUCCUGGCAAACCUUCUGUUAGGUUCUAUUCCUUCUGUGCGGAACUUUUCCUUUGCAGCUUCGUCUGCAUAUUGUCAACCAACUCCAGAGGAAGUGCCGUAUGAAACUAAGGACAUAGUCAUGAUGUGCCUGUUGUCAAUGUUAGGUCUUAUUGCUGUGGCUGGGACAGCUUAUGAAGUCAUUGUUAUGGAAUUUAUUCCAAAGUUUAAAAAUAGUCAAAAGCAUGAAACACCAGAUGAUCCCAACUUUUCAAACUUGGAUAGAAUUGAAUCUUCAAUCGAGAAGCCAUACAUCUUGAGACAUGCUAAUGGAGGAUCUUCAGAAAGCACACAAAAACAAAAUGUCAAAGAAAAUAUCAAAGAUGAUACACUGAAACCAAAACACAGAGAUACAAAAGAGAAGAGAAGUGUAGUUGCCAAGAUUCUGUUGGCCUUUUCCGUGUAUUCCAAUGGAAAGAGGAUCCUAAGCACAGCCCAACCAAAGGGAUCCCUGAAAGCAGUCAAUGGAAUUCGGUUCCUGAGCAUGUCUUGGGUGAUUCUAGGUCACUCCAUUGCCUUUAGUCUUCAAUAUACCUCUAAUGUGCCCAAUUUUGCCUCUGAAUUUUUGCAAAGAACAUCAGCCUCUGCUAUAACUAAUGCCCUUGUUUCAGUGGAUACAUUUUUUGUCUUAAGUGGACUGCUGACUUCAUAUCUCCUUCUUAAAGAAAUGAAGAAAAGCAAAGGGCGUAUUAACUGGUUUAUUUUCUACUUCCAUCGAUACUGGAGACUGACUCCCAUCUACAUGAUUAUGAUAGGAAUAUAUGCAACAUUGUUCAACCAUAUGAUAUUUGGACCAUCACGUCCGCCACCUGACACAUCAUGUGACAGGAAGUGGUGGAUGAACUUGCUGUACAUCAAUAAUUUUGUAGACAAAAGUGAAGACUUGUGCUUGGCAUGGUCAUGGUAUUUGAACAAUGACAUGCAGUUUUAUGUGCUAAGCCCAUUGCUGAUUGUACCACUUUUCUACAAGGAGCUGAUAGGUGUGAUUAUUUCUGUGGCUUUUCUGUUCGGGGUCACUAUCACAUCUGGAGUCAUUAGCUAUAAUUACAAGCUUCCUCCUUCUACACUUGGAGGUGGAGAUCCAAAUACAGAUCCUACCCAUUUUAUGACCUCGUACUACAUACGGCCAUAUUGUCGGAUGGGACCUUAUGUUUGUGGGGUACUGACUGGUUACAUUCUACACAAGACCAAAGGCAAAUACCAGAUAAACACUUAUAUGAAUUUGUUGGGUUGGGCCCUUGCUGCUACCUGUGCCAGUGCAGUACUGUACGGUUUGUCUGGUGCCUUCCGAGGGGAGCAUCUCCUUAGUGUUGAGGAGUCGGCCGUGUACAAUGCCCUCCACAGAAGUGUGUGGGGAGCAGCAGUAUGCUGGGUCAUUUUCGCAUGUGCCACUGGGAAUGGAGGAUUCAUAAACACGCUGCUGUCCUGGUCUGCGUUUGUGCCUCUCUCCCGCCUCACCUACGCCUCAUAUCUAGUUCACCUGAUCGUCAUGAAUGUCUUCAACCUCAGCAGAACAAGACCAUUCUACAUGACGGACUAUGCACAGGUGUACCUGUUCUUGGGCCACCUGUUCGUCUCCUAUGCUGUUGCCUUUGUCGCAUCACUGCUGUUUGAGUCUCCUUUUAUGGCUCUGGAAAAAAUUAUCUUUCCAUCUAGAGCUCGGAAAUAAUUUUUUGAUUGAUGACUUUCAUUUAUCUUUCUUUAAAUAGAAAUAUGAAUUUAAGUUAAAAAACCUUUGUAUCAACCUUUUUCAUACUAAAGAAAAGUGACAUAUAUAAAAUUUUAAUAAAUUUGUGUAAAAAAGAUUUCAAAUGA